AUGAUUGUAUUUUUCAAUUUAAUCGAUAUUGCCGCGAUCAAUGCAAUGACUUUAUGGUUGCACAUAAAUCCAAAUUGGCAUAAUCAUCAAACAAAUAUUCGACGUCUUUUCUUGGAAGAUCUUGGAAAAUCAUUAACACAUGCACACAAUACACGUCGUAGUGAACAAUCUGGCCAUACAUUACAAGUAAAGCUUGCAUUACAAUCUCUUGGCUUUGUAUUAAAAUCGAAGUUAUCAACAAGUGAAGUACAUUUGGGAAAUUCGGCCAAAGGAAAACGACGGUGUUAUAUGUGUCCAUCGCAUCCUGGUCGUAAAUUUUACUAG
This is a messenger RNA of Adineta ricciae, 324 nucleotides long. NCBI's taxonomy places the organism in Eukaryota, Metazoa, Rotifera, Eurotatoria, Adinetida, Adinetidae. The record is from the annotation of a GenBank genome assembly.